Messenger RNA from Drosophila takahashii, 3991 nucleotides. It is a transcript of the gene Mdr50, whose product is annotated as Multi drug resistance 50. Gene Ontology annotation, molecular function: ATP hydrolysis activity; ATP binding; ABC-type oligopeptide transporter activity. Gene Ontology annotation, biological process: transmembrane transport. Gene Ontology annotation, cellular component: membrane. The record is from RefSeq and is a predicted model, not a curated record. Lineage: Eukaryota; Metazoa; Arthropoda; Insecta; Diptera; Drosophilidae.
AUUGAUCGAAAGGGAUAUAUAGUUCCAAACUUAAAAAAUCAUCAACACGAUGACCGUUAAGAACGGCGACAUCGUCAAGGACGAUGUGAAUUCGCGAUCGCAGUACAAAACUAAUAUAGUCCUGAGCACCAAAUUAGAGGAUUCGGAACGAGAUCGCAAGAGUUUUGAGCCCAACAAAUCGAAAAAGAAGUCGAAGCAUGACGAUGCGGAUGCGAGCGAUGAGAAAGAAGUACGCUUCAAGUACGAGGAGGAAGUGAAGCAGGUCAGCUACUUCCAGCUCUUCCGAUAUGCCACCACCAAGGAUCGGGGUCUCUAUGUGAUCGGUAUACUGUCUGCCAUAGCCACGGGUUUAACCACUCCCGCCAACAGUUUGAUCUUCGGAAAUCUAGCCAAUGACAUGAUCGAUUUGGGUGGAAUGGCAGCGGGUGGUAAAACCUAUCGAGCUGAUGACGAUGCUGGUACUUUGCUGCUGGACAAAGUGCGAGAGUUCUCCCUGCAGAACACCUACAUCGGUAUCAUUAUGCUGGUCUGCUCAUAUCUCUCGAUCACCUGCUUCAACUAUGCGGCCCACUCCCAGAUCCUCACCAUCCGCUCAAAGUUCUUUCGCUCGAUUCUCCACCAAGAUAUGAAGUGGUAUGACUUCAACCAGAGUGGUGAAGUGGCUAGCCGAAUGAAUGAAGAUCUCUCCAAGAUGGAGGAUGGCCUGGCUGAGAAGGUGGUAAUGUUCAUCCAUUACUUUGUUUCCUUCAUUGGCUCCCUGGUCUUGGCCUUUGUCAAGGGCUGGCAGCUUUCGCUGGUUUGUUUGACCAGUCUUCCGCUGACCUUCAUCGCCAUGGGCCUGGUUUCGGUGGCCACAUCCCGUCUGGCCAAGAAGGAGGUUACCAUGUACGCCGGUGCCGCCGUUGUGGCCGAAGGUGCUCUCUCCGGCAUUCGCACAGUGAAAGCCUUUGAAGGAGAAGCCAAGGAACUGGCUGCCUACAAGGAGAGUGUUGUGGCCGCCAAGCUGCUGAACAUCAAGAGGAACAUGUUCUCUGGAAUUGGAUUCGGUCUACUGUGGUUCUUCAUCUACGCCUCCUAUGCUCUGGCCUUCUGGUACGGAGUGGGUCUGGUGAUCAAGGGCUACAACGAUCCGUAUUACGCAAACUACGAUGCUGGCACCAUGAUCACGGUCUUCUUCUCGGUGAUGAUGGGUUCCAUGAAUAUUGGUAUGGCUGCUCCUUAUAUCGAGGCCUUUGGCAUCGCAAAGGGUGCCUGUGCCAAGGUCUUCCACAUCAUCGAACAGAUCCCUAUUAUCAACCCCAUCGAUGCGGGGGGUAAGAAGUUGAAUGAGCCCCUCACUACGAUCGAGUUCAAGGACGUGGAGUUCCAGUAUCCCACGCGACCAGAGAUCCCCAUUCUUAACAAACUGAACCUGAGCAUUCAUCGCGGACAGACGGUUGCUUUGGUGGGUCCCUCCGGCUGUGGCAAGUCCACCUGCAUCCAACUGGUCCAGCGAUUCUACGAUCCCCAGGCGGGUAAUCUCUUUUUUAAUGGCACCAAUCUCAAGGACAUCGACAUCAAUUGGCUGAGGUCCAGGAUUGGUGUGGUGGGUCAGGAGCCUGUUCUCUUUGGCGUUUCCAUCUACGAGAAUAUCCGUUAUGGACGGGAGGAUGCCACUCGGGCGGAGAUCGAGGCAGCAGCUGCGGCAGCCAAUGCUGCUAUUUUCAUCAAGAAAUUGCCCAAGGGUUACGAUACCCUCGUGGGCGAGCGAGGAGCUCAGUUGUCCGGUGGCCAGAAGCAGAGGAUAGCCAUUGCUCGCGCCUUGAUUCGGGAUCCCGAGAUCCUGCUGUUGGACGAGGCCACCUCUGCCCUGGACACCGCCAGUGAGGCCAAGGUACAGGCUGCCCUGGAGAAAGUCAGCGCCGGCAGAACCACCAUUGUGGUGGCCCAUCGCCUGUCCACCGUUCGUCGGGCGGACAGGAUUGUGGUGAUCAACAAGGGCGAGGUGGUGGAGAGUGGCACCCAUCAGGAGUUGAUGGAGCUGAAGGAUCACUACUACAACCUGGUAACCACCCAGUUGGGAGACGAUGAUGGCUCUGUCCUCAGUCCCACUGGUGAUAUCUACAAGAACUUCGAUAUCAAGGAUGAGGACGAGGAGGAGAUCAAGGUGCUCAGCGAAGAUGAAGAGGAGGAGGAGGAGGUGGCGGACAAGAAGGAUAAGAAGAAGAAGAAGAAGGUCAAGGACCCCAACGAGGUGAAACCAAUGAAGGAGGUGAUGAAGAUGAGCAAGCCGGAGUAUCUGCAGAUCACCGUAGGCUGCAUCUCCUCGGUGAUCAUGGGCUGUGCCAUGCCCAUCUUUGCGGUGCUCUUUGGCAGCAUCCUGCAGGUUCUUUCGGUCAGGGAUAACGAUGAAUAUGUGCGCGAGAACUCCAACCAGUACAGCUUGUACUUCUUGAUUGCCGGCAUCGUGGUGGGCAUCGCCACCUUCUUCCAGAUUUACUUCUUCGGAAUCGCCGGUGAGAGGCUGACGGAACGUCUCCGUGGACUCAUGUUCGAGGCGAUGAUGCGCCAGGAGGUGGCCUGGUUCGAUGACAAGGCCAAUGGAACGGGAAGCCUCUGUGCUCGACUCUCCGGCGAUGCUGCUGCAGUUCAGGGCGCCACUGGUCAGCGAAUUGGAACCAUCAUCCAAUCGAUUUCUACCCUCGCUUUGGGCAUCGGCCUGUCCAUGUACUACGAAUGGAGUCUGGGUCUGGUGGCUUUGGCCUUUACUCCCUUCAUCCUGAUAGCCUUCUACAUGCAGCGCACAUUGAUGGCCAAGGAGAACAUGGGCUCCGCCAAGACCAUGGAGAACUGCACCAAGCUGGCCGUCGAAGUGGUUUCCAAUAUUCGCACUGUCGUUUCCCUGGGUCGCGAGGAGAUGUUCCACAAGAACUACAUAGGCAUGCUGAUCCCAGCUGUUGAGAUCUCCAAGAGGAAUACCCACUUCCGAGGUAUGGUCUAUGGUUUGGCCCGUUCCCUGAUGUUCUUCGCCUAUGCCGCCUGCAUGUACUAUGGUACCUGGUGUGUGAUUAACCGAGGAAUCGAGUUUGGAGAUGUUUUCAAGGUUUCCCAAGCCCUCAUCAUGGGCACAGCCUCAAUUGCCAACGCCUUGGCCUUUGCUCCCAAUAUGCAGAAGGGCGUUUCGGCGGCCAAGACCAUAUUCACGUUCCUCCGCCGCCAACCAACUAUCGUAGACCGACCGGGAGUAUCUCGGGAUCCUUGGCACAGCGAUGGAAACGUUCGCUACGACAAGGUGGAGUUCAGCUAUCCCACGCGCCACGAAAUUCAGGUUCUCAAGGGACUGAACCUAAGCGUAAACAAGGGUCAGAAGGUCGCCUUGGUGGGUCCUUCCGGUUGUGGCAAGUCCACCUGCAUCCAGCUCAUUCAGCGGUUCUACGACGUGGACGAGGGAGCCACUCUCAUCGAUGAGCGCGAUGUGCGCGACGUUUCCAUGAGAAAUCUGAGGAACCAAUUGGGCAUCGUGUCCCAGGAGCCGAUCCUCUUCGAUCGGACAAUCAAGGAGAAUAUCAAGUACGGUGAUAACUCGAGGGAUGUGACCGAUCAGGAGAUCAUCUCCGCCUGCAAGAAGUCCAAUAUCCAUGAAUUCAUCGCUAACCUGCCAUUGGGCUAUGAAACGAGAAUGGGUGAGAAGGGUGCCCAGUUGUCCGGCGGUCAGAAACAACGUAUUGCUAUUGCCAGAGCCCUCAUCCGGAAUCCCAAGAUCAUGUUGCUCGACGAGGCCACCUCUGCUUUGGACGCUGAAAGUGAAAAGGUUGUCCAAGAUGCACUCGAUGCCGCCUCUGAAGGUCGUACUACUAUUACUAUAGCCCAUCGAUUGUCCACCGUUGUCCACUCUGACGUCAUUGUUGUCCUGGAGAACGGAGUGGUUUGUGAGGCAGGAGACCACAAGCAACUGCUCGGCAAUCGAGGACUCUACUACACGCUCUACAAACUUCAGAGCGGAGCCAUGUAG